CCAGACAACCCCGGAAGUGCAAAAACAUAGGAAAUGAUCGCUUGCAACAUUAUGCUAUUUCAGGAAAGAUAGAAUUUAACAAUUCAGUGCGAAUAACAUUCUGAAGGAAACAAUCAAGACUCACCACAUUGUUAAUCGGUUUCGAUGAAUGACGGAUCUUGAGUUCGAGGGAAACGCAACAUUCUUCAGUGUUUGCAGAUAUCACCAUGCUUUGUAGUAUUUAGGCUAUUUAUUUAAUCUAUAGGGAUACGAAGAUAUGGUGAUGUAUGUGUAAUUGAAUUGAAUUUGAGAAGAGAUAUAAAGGUAAAAUAACGCUUACAUUUGCAGAUUUUUCGAGACCUCUCGGAAAUACUACCUUCUGUAAUCAUUUCUGGUAACAAGCAAGUUGGUGUUUUUGCACUUUCCGUCAUUUCGAAUGAACUACUGAAUUUACUUUUGUAAGAAAUAGGGCACUGAAAGUGUCACCGACAUUGGUCUUUAAAGAUCUGUUCAUGUUCAGAUCCGAUAAAUCUCAACCUUGUUCAUAAAACGGCACAGAAAAGAACACAAGCAUGAGUUUCUUCAGUUUUGGCCAAAGUGCAGAAAUUGAUGUAGUUCUGACUGAUGCUGAGACGAGAAAGAAGGCUGAACAUAAGACUGAAGAUGGGAAGAAGGACAAAUAUUUCCUAUUUUAUGACGGGGAGACUGUGUCUGGAAAGAUCAACGUUACACUGAAGAACCCUGGGAAAAGACUGGAACAUCAAGGGAUCAAAAUCGAAUUUGUAGGUCAGAUUGAGCUGUACUACGACAGAGGAAACCAUCAUGAGUUUGUCUCCCUGGUGAAAGAUCUGGCAAGGCCUGGGGAGCUUACUCAGUCACAGACCUUCGAUUUUGAGUUCACCCAUGUUGAGAAGCCCUAUGAGACCUACACAGGCCAGAAUGUGAAGCUGCGGUAUUUUCUGCGUGCUACGGUGAGCAGGAGACUGAAUGACAUCAGUAAAGAGAUGGAUAUCGUGGUGCACACACUCAGCACUUACCCAGAGCUCAACUCAUCAAUAAAAAUGGAAGUUGGGAUUGAAGACUGUCUCCACAUUGAGUUUGAGUACAACAAAUCUAAGUACCACCUGAAAGACGUAAUUGUGGGUAAGAUCUACUUCCUGCUGGUGCGGAUUAAGAUAAAGCACAUGGAGAUUGACAUCAUCAAACGGGAGACAACUGGUACCGGUCCUAGUGUAUACCAUGAAAAUGACACCAUCGCCAAAUAUGAGAUCAUGGAUGGGGCUCCUGUCCGAGGAGAGUCAAUUCCAAUCCGGUUGUUUCUGGCUGGCUAUGAGAUGACUCCCACCAUGCGAGACAUUAAUAAGAAGUUCUCUGUGCGUUACUACCUUAACUUGGUGCUGAUUGAUGAGGAGGAGAGACGCUACUUCAAACAGCAGGAAAUCACACUGUGGAGGAAAGGGGAUGUGGUGAGGAAGAGCAUGUCGAGCCAGGCCACCAUCGGAGCCCAGCGGUUCGAGGGCUCAGCCAGUUCAGAGAGCGCUCUGGAGAAGGCGGCGAGGGAGGACAGCGGCUAAAGCUCAUUCUCCUCACAGAAGGAAAAGUAGUGGGGGGCACCUGUCAGCUCACAUGAUCACUGAUAAAGUAGCCCUGUUUAUUAGGGCUGCUGAAUAAAGGGAUAAAGGAAGGAUUAAGGGAAGACUGUAGGUAAACACCUGAACAAUGAAAAAGAAGCCUGCAUGAGGCAUUACAGGGGCCUAAAAUUCCGCUGCAGGUCAACUCCCUCAACACACAUAUCCAGUGAAAGCAAAGCCGGCCACUUGUUUAGAUCUCCCCCUGUGCGUGAUACUCUAAAAUGUAAUAUUAUACUCUGUCUUCUUCAAAUGAUCAACUUUCUUCGUCAAAGUAUAUUUCUAGCUUUAGCUUUAUAUAUGAAUGGAUUCUAACUCCGUAUACAAACCUCUUGUCAUAGGGAGUUGAAGACCUGACUAACAGCGAUGCAUUUUGAAAACAUUCCAUACCCAGUCAAAUGUAUUCCUGACAGUUUGAUGUGGUCUGUCAUAAUGAAAUCUGAAAUGUUAACUUUGCACUGAUUAUAUGUAUCCAUUGCUCCUCCACAUACACAUGCUCUCAGUCCUUGUGUAAUGAUUGCACAGUGAGAUCAUUGGAAGGUUUCUAUUGCAUUGUAAGGGUUGUCUAAUUUCUUUGAGUGAGAGGGCUUGAUAAAUUAUUACUUACCCAUUAAUUUGUAAAUCCUUCAAAUAAGAGCCAUUGAAUCUCUCACCCUCUUAUGCCGUUAACCGUCAUACAGUGAAUAGCAUUCAGACGGUGCCACAAUGUGACUAUUACAUUCACAUGCUUUACCUAAGCAUUCCAAUAGUGUUAGGCAGGGAUUUUAAGUGCUUGUAUUUGAGGUCUGAUAGUAAGGAGUCUUCUGUAUCUUCCAUGUUAGAGACUUGAAAUGUUGUGCCUAUGUGUAUCAAUCUAGCAAAUGAAAUUCUGUUGCCUCAAUAUGUUUAACACAUCUUUUAGCCUGAGGUUUUCCUGUAUUUUUUGUGCUCUGCAAAUUGCUAAUCAAUAGCCCCUUUCCCCAAAACUGAAAUUCAUUUGCCAAAUGCCUUGUUAUCCACAGACACGUUUUGGUAUAUAAAUAAGUUCAUGUGUGCACCUGUUAAAUAUUUGACUGAU
Oncorhynchus keta (chum salmon) is the source of this 2664-nucleotide messenger RNA. RefSeq names its product vacuolar protein sorting-associated protein 26B-like. The coding region runs from base 552 to 1553 and encodes 333 amino acids. Gene Ontology annotation, biological process: intracellular protein transport; retrograde transport, endosome to Golgi. The transcript has 6 exons. Gene Ontology annotation, cellular component: endosome; retromer complex. NCBI's taxonomy places the organism in Eukaryota, Metazoa, Chordata, Actinopteri, Salmoniformes, Salmonidae. The record is from RefSeq and is a predicted model, not a curated record.